Molecule: messenger RNA, 2706 nt
Organism: Drosophila yakuba
Lineage: Eukaryota; Metazoa; Arthropoda; Insecta; Diptera; Drosophilidae
Product: kelch-like protein 26
Exons: 4
Coding region: 366-2228 (620 amino acids)
Molecular function (GO): protein binding
Source: RefSeq, a predicted model, not a curated record
AAAGUAAAAAGUCGAAAGAAACAAAAAAGAAGCAAAGGGGCAGCAACAAGCAAAGAAAACGCACACGAAAUUUUUGUCUCCGUUCGGGCUUAGUAAUAAUUUCUAUCAUUUUCUGCGGAUAUUCACCGUUGAACAGUGCAGAGUUCGCCAACUAACGGUUUGUGGACAGCUGGCCGCGAGUGUAAACAGAACGUGCUGCCCUCUCGCUUGCACGCGCACUCGCACUCGCACUCGCACCAGAAGCUCAGUCAUCUCAAGAAUUUCUUAUCAGACGGAUUCCCCAACCUUGGGCCCACAUACAUAGGUGCACAAUUAGGUUAAUAGCCCGCGCUAAUCUAUAGUCCGUUGCGUAAGAGCACAGCGAGAUGGCAGCGACGCCAGCGCCAGCAGUGACGCCGGCAGCGACGGCAACGUCGACUGCGUCGAAAACUCCUGCGAAUCCAUCGAAUCCAUUGUCCUCCGAGGAGGAGACCCUUCUGCGCGGCCUCAACAAGCUGCGCAACGAGGAGAAACUCACGGACGUCACCCUGAUCGUCGAGGAGCACCGAUUCAAGGCUCACCGCGUCGUCCUGGCGGCCAGCAGCGACUACUUCUGCGCCAUGUUCGCCGACUGUGCCAUGAUCGAGUCGCGCAAGGAUGAGAUCAAUCUCUAUGGGAUCACAGCGAGGGCCAUGGGCUCGAUCAUUGACUACAUAUACACAUCGAUGCUGGAGCUGAACUACGAUAAUAUCGAGGAGAUCCUGGCGGCAGCCACACACGUCCAGGUGCGCGAGGUGAUUGAGCGAUGCACGAUCUUUCUGGGCGCAAAGAUCGAGAUGGAAAACUGCCUGGCCAUCGCUGGAAUGGCCGAUAUCUAUGGGAUCAUGGAUUUAUCCGAGCGGGCCCACCGCUAUAUGUGCGCUCACUUCGAGGAGUUCGCGACCACGUCGGAUUUCAAGGAAAUGAAGGUGGACCAGCUGCGCUUCAUACUCUCCAGCAACUAUCCCAUCGACGUGGCCGAGCAGGAUCUGGUGCGGCUGGUGUGCAGCUUUGCAAUCGAACAACAGCUGGAGGAGAACGCUUUGGGGGAUCUGCUGAGGUUGAUCAAGUGGCCGCACAUUAGCUAUAAGUCCCUGGACGAACUGAGGCACAUGAACUGCUCGCUGGAAGAGGGAAAGCAGCUGCAACUGCCCACCACCUAUUACAAUCGAAUCAAACAGGAGUACAUGGGACGCCUGCUCAACGGAGUGGUGCCUCUAAAGGAUCAAUCACUGCCACAGGGACCAACUAACAUGCGGGGCAUGGAGCUGUGCCUGCUGAAGAUCGGCGGCUUCGAGUGGAAGGGACUGACCAACGUGAUAAUGUGCUUCUCGCCAACGAAAAUGAAUUGGUACGAGUUGACUGCCAUUCCGCACAUCGAUCAGUGCAACUUUGGCACUGCCGUUCUGAACAACAAACUGUUCAUCGUGGGUGGAGCCUACGAUGUCUGCCUAAAGGAGUACAUCCAUCCCUUUGGCUUCUGCUACUGUCCGCUCAGGAAUACCUGGAUGACCAUAGCACCCAUUCAGCUGGAUCGCUGCCGUUUCUCAUUGAACGCUGUGGGCAAUCAGCAUCUCUAUGCGGUGGGCGGCAUUCUGGACGAUGAUAACUCCGAAGAAGCCCUGCGCAUGAUCUCCAACGUGGAGCGCUACGAUAUCGCCCAGAAUGUAUGGACCUAUAUGCCCAGUCUGCAGGAGAAUCGCAGUCAGCAUGCCGGCGUCGUCGUUGGCGAUAAGCUGUACAUCUCUGGUGGCGUCCACUUGGCCAACAUAUUGGCGAGCUUGUGGGUGUUCGACACAAAGACAGAAGUCUGGCAAGAGCUGGCCUCGAUGCCUACGCCGUGCUGUGACCACGUUUUGGUGGCGGUGGAUAACCGAAUCUAUGCCUGCGGCGGAUGGCACGAGAGUUUGACGGAGUCGCGGGUUCUGGUGGAGCACAUCUAUGCCUACGAUAUUGAGAGCAACACGUGGAGCGUGGAGACGCAGAUACCAGCACCAAAGUUCUACUCCGGCGUGACUGCGAUGGGCAGAACCAUAUUCUUUGUGGGCGGACUGGACUCUACGGAAUCGAUUGAUCGCGCCAGCGCGGAGACAAUGGCCUACGACUUGGAUACCAAGGAAUGGUGGCGCGAAAAGGACUCGUGGGACUCGCCCAACGAUGUGUGGGAAUCAACGUGCGUGGCCAUCUAUGUGCCCAUGUGCGAUUUCUAACUGAUGUCCCUCCAAGCCAAUCCAUUUCCACCAUCCUCCCCAUCGAAUUUAGCGAUUCUCAUGAUAUUUUUAUAAAUGUAUACAUAGUAUGUGUAGCUAGCGUAGACCUAUGUACAUGCGAGAUUUUGUGAUGACUGCAGUGACAAAAAUGUGCCAAGCACGGCAACGAAACAUGUUUAGACCGUAUAUGCCUUAAUUUCGCUCUCGAACGAAUAUACAGAUAAUGCUAAAUUAUUAAAUAACACUUAAUUAACUUGUAUAGACCGCGUAUGCCUUCAUUUCUCAGUUGAUCGAUAAGUUAGAGCUCGAAAAAUAGGGUUUUACUUGUGUGGCUGCGACUUUCCUUUGAUGUAUUGAUGUAUUUUAAAAUGCAGUUAGUUUUUUGUAGAAUGAGCUAUGUUGUUAUGCAUGUUUUGUAAAUAUAUGAAAUUAGAAAGUUUGUAAACUAGAACAAGGAUUAAAUCGGUAUCAACUGUAA